AUGGGUGUUAAUGCUACCGCAGUUGUUCAUUUUUGCAAUUUAAAAUUUUCACAUGUUGUCACAUCAUCAUCUAAAAUUAAGGAGCUAAAGAUGAUGGCUUGUUCUCGUUGGAUUUCUCUUCUAGAUGACUUGGCUGAAGAUAACAGCACUGCUUUUAUUGAAGAUGGAGCACUAGUGUCUCGUCCAAGGAGAUUAAAGGAGUGGGAGAAUGUUAUUGGUGAUGUUGGUCAACAUAUCGGAUAUCCAUAUGCAAUCAUAAAGAGUGCUCCUGAUCGUUAUAUUGUUAAGUGUGCUUCGUUCGCCACGAAAACUUGUAAAUGGAUAUUUCAUGCUUCAUCCAUCCAAGGUAACUUAGAUCUGUUUGAAAUUAAAACAUUUUACAAAGAGCACACAUGUGGAUCUGGUACUGCUGAUUCUCGCCAAUUUAAAUGCAAGCGUAAGUUUGUACAAAGUGUGAUAAUGGACGAUAUAAGACACGAUCCUCACAAAAAGAAGGCUUCGGAUAUCCAAAAAAUAUUUGAAUUGGAUUAUGGGAUAGAUUUAAGUUACCAUCAAGCUUAUUCCGGUCUUGAGUAUGGAAAGCAAGUUUUAUGGGGAGAUGAUGUGGAGUUAUAUUCAGACUUUCAAUGGUAUGUUGAUGUUGUUAAUAAGUAUAAUACCGAUAGUAAAGUUGUUCUUGAAGUUGAUAAAGUCUCCAAGAAGUUUGAGAGAUUUUUCAUAUCUUUUGAAGCUUUUACACAUGGCUUUAACUUCUGUCGUCCUAUGAUUAUCCUGGAUGCUACCUUUCUUGUCGGAAAACACAAGGGUGCCCUAAUGGUAGUUGUGGGAAAGGAUACAAAUCAAGGAAUUUUUCCUAUAGCUUUUGGUAUAGUUGACAUUGAAGAUAAACCAAAUUGGGUAUGGUUUUUAGAGCAUUUGAAGGAGAUUCUUGAUGAGAAAAGAAUUAUAACUUUUAUAAGCGAUCAAGGUAAAGGACUGAUCCAUGCAGUCCCAGAAGUUUUUCCAGGCUGCUUUCAUUCCUUCUGUUUUUAUCACAUGAAGCUUAAUAUUCCUGUUUCUAAAAAUGAUAAGAGAUACAAGGCAGUAGUUAGUAUGUUUAAGUAUGCGUACUAUGCUCUCACUCCUCAAGGUUUUGCUUCCGCUUUGAAAUCCAUGAAAUUGUGCAACUUACAUAAAAUGAUCAUUUGGCUGAACGGAAUUCCUCAUGAGAAUUGGGCAACUUAUGCAUUUUUGGGAAUGCAUUAUGGAGAAAAGAGUUCUAGUGUUAUUGAAUCUUUCAAUAGUUUUAUAAAAAAUGACAAGGGACUUCCACAUUCAUUUUUAGCGGAUCAAAUUCAGGUUCAUCUUAUGGAUUGGAUGUAUAAAAGAAAGAAGGAAUCUGAAAAGUGGAAAUCAGUCCUUACACCCAGAAUGGAACACAGACUUAAGACCAUUAAGGAUGUUGGUAGAAGCUACAGGGUUAAGCCAGCAGGGGGAUGGUACUCUAAACACACUGUAUACCAUUACAUUGAUCCUGCGUUUACAACUGAUUACUAUCGAAAUGCCUAUUCACAUCUAAUUGUCCCCAUUCCUGAUGUUGAGAAACCAAAUGAAGUUGAUGAAGCCAAUAAGGUUAAUGCUCCUAAUGUUGUUAGAGGACCUGGAAGACAGAAAAAAAAGAGGUACAUACCUCGUUCUGAAAAGCCUAGGUAA
Papaver somniferum (opium poppy) is the source of this 1692-nucleotide messenger RNA. RefSeq lists its product as uncharacterized. The transcript is spliced from 6 exons. Lineage: Eukaryota; Viridiplantae; Streptophyta; Magnoliopsida; Ranunculales; Papaveraceae. Bases 1 to 1692 code for a protein of 563 amino acids. The record is from RefSeq and is a predicted model, not a curated record.